AUGGCCGUCGCGGAAAGAAUUAAUGUUGUGCAUCUUCCUCCUGCGCAACGGGCUAAUAGGGGAAUCAUUAAACCUAUCGAUCCUUACUCUAUUCCUAGCAUUCGAGAAUCCGGCUGGUCACCCGCCAUGGAUGCGUUUGCACGAGAAAACGGAUCUAAUCGUCAUAGCGAUUCACUUCGAGAUUUUCUAUCUCACUUGACGCGUAGUAAGCAAGCAUGGCCUUUUCUCGAGCCUGUCGAUGGAGAUAUGGUCCCAGAUUAUUAUAAGACUAUUACGCAACCGAUGGAUUUACAAACGAUGGGUCAAAAAUUAGAUGAAGGGCUUUAUGAUACACCGAAAUCUUUCGUGGAGGAUGUCAAGUUGAUUAUUAGAAACUGCAGAGUAUACAAUAAACCAGGAACAAUCUAUUGCAAGCGAGCAAAUGCACUUGAAAAAUCAAUGGUUGCUUUCAUCAAGGAUAUGCCGGAAUGGUCUGAUUUACUCGAAUAA
Messenger RNA from Sclerotinia sclerotiorum 1980 UF-70, 489 nucleotides. RefSeq lists its product as hypothetical. Gene Ontology annotation, cellular component: histone acetyltransferase complex. The transcript has a single exon. Bases 1 to 489 code for a protein of 162 amino acids. NCBI's taxonomy places the organism in Eukaryota, Fungi, Ascomycota, Leotiomycetes, Helotiales, Sclerotiniaceae. Gene Ontology annotation, biological process: positive regulation of transcription by RNA polymerase II; chromatin remodeling. The record is from RefSeq and is a predicted model, not a curated record. Gene Ontology annotation, molecular function: protein binding; histone H3 acetyltransferase activity.